Colletotrichum fioriniae is the source of this 918-nucleotide messenger RNA. RefSeq lists its product as uncharacterized. NCBI's taxonomy places the organism in Eukaryota, Fungi, Ascomycota, Sordariomycetes, Glomerellales, Glomerellaceae. The record is from RefSeq and is a predicted model, not a curated record.
AUGGUCGCCGAGUCUUCUGGCCAGCUUGUUGGUAUCGGUCCGAAUGCAGACGCCAAUGCGCGCCGCCCUGGCUACCCUGCCUUUGCCUUCGUCAACAAGGAGUCCUUCCAUGCCUUUCUCCAGGCGUACAUUCGUAUCGACAAGCAUCCGAAUGAUCCAAUCGUCUACCACUCUGAUCUCAUUGACCCAGUCGAUAUGCAGGAUUAUGAGUUUGCCGAGGCGGCUUUCCUUCUGCCUGGCGUCGAUUGUGUUUACAUCAAUCCUCGUACCGACGAGGUUUCUCUUGGCUAUAAGACCGACAUUCCCGGCCCCGCCUUCUAUCCCGGCUUCAUCAAUCCCAACCUUGGAGACGAGAUCAACUCACAGCUCAAGAUGGUGCGCAUCGUCAUGGAAGACUUCUCCGCAUGGACUGAUGAGCACGAGUAUCCUCUGCUCUACCACAACUUCCUCAACAAGAAGCCCGUCGCCAGCAUCGACGUGAGCCAGCUGAAGUACCCCAACAUUGACCAGAUCACCGUGAUCUUUCGCGGCCUCGAGACUGAGUGGAAGGGCGACAGCAACCACUACGUCGUCAACUAUAACGUCGACACCAACCGCGUCUUUGUCGACUACGACCGUGAGAACGCCGAGGACAUGGUCGAGGAUACCUUCCGUCUCGAGGCGCACAAGGUGUACGAGACCAAGCCGGAUGAGAUGCUCGUUGCCCAGGAGCCGGAUGGAACCAACGAUGAGGAUGAUAAGGCGAUUCUCUCGGUUCGGAUCAUCUUUCAUCGCGACUCGGACAAGGACUACGGUCCCUACCUUCUCGAGCCCUUCGAUCUCGAGGAGAUCCUCGAUCCGGAGGACUUGACCGAGGGCGGUCAGAUGGAGAGAAUCUUCUGGGAGAUUGCCGCCACCGCCGUCAAGGAGCGCCUUUAA